Molecule: messenger RNA, 321 nt
Organism: Cotesia congregata
Lineage: Eukaryota; Metazoa; Arthropoda; Insecta; Hymenoptera; Braconidae
Source: the annotation of a GenBank genome assembly
AUGCAUAAAUUUUUAAAAAGUUAUGGAGAUACUUUUGUGACUAAAGGAUGCAUGAAAAACGGAUUCCUGUAUAGAGGUACAUUCGAACAAUUCCUAAUGCUGAAAGGAAAUAUUUUAUCUCAUCUUGAUACUCAUAACGAAGAAGAGUCAUCCUACGUUACACUUAGCAAUGGCCCUUAUGUUGGACCCUCGAAUUCGGAGACUGAUAAAUUUAGACAUAAUCUUGUCGAUGUUUACUUCGUGACGCCUAUUUUAUGUGUGCAAUGUGAAGAUUACAUUUGGGGUACUGGCAAAGUUGGCGUCAAGUGUAGUGGUGAGUAA